GCCCCCCGUCACCUACUACCGUAUGGAGCCGUAAGCGCGAUACAUACAGGAUUCUGUUUCUCGGCUCCCGGACUUGUCCCCUCCACCUCCUAGGCAGCGCUCAAACACCUGCCAGCGGGUUCCUCUUGACCACUGGACACCCUCGAGUCUCGGGACUCGGCUGAGCACGAUUUCACCGCUGACACCUCAUCCUAUCUGGUAUCGUCUGCUAAACCCGGGGCCUGUUGAGCUGGUAUGAGCUACGGGACCAACGGUUUCCUCAGGUAUCCGCAUCGUCAACGUCCCCCCUUGUCGAUAAACACUUAAGCCCAUUAAGCCCAAUAAGAUUGUCGACUUCCGCCGCAGAUGCCUCCUGUGCCACUGUGCCUUCAACCGCCAGGAUGCCCAUGAUAAAUGGCCAGAAAAUGGCCUGCGCGCCAUGUAUCCGCGGCCACCGAUCUACGAAGUGCAAUCACUCUUCCGAGCGAAUAAUGGUCCCGGUGCGAAAACCUGGCCGCCCGCUGAGCACGUGUCCCUGCCCCCCCGGAAGGCCUUGUGCUUGCGGAGGGGUCAAGGUUGCUAUCCCGCGGAAGCAGAAAUGCGGUUGCGAACCCGAGUCUGGGAUAGGGAACGGAGUAGUCGAGGGAAAUCCAUCUCCCACCUCCCCGCCGACAUCGCCAACCCGGUCUGCCUUUCGGGUGGUCAAAGCUAGCAAUGGUUCCAGAUCCAGCAGCAGGAAGCAAUCAUAUGACCCCUCGCAGCUGCAGAGGAUGGUAGGCAGUUUGGUGACACCACACAGCGGCAGUAUGGAUGCCAAUGCGAUGCCCAUGGCUGGGAAUGGCCUACAGCCUCAGAUGCCGCUGAGCAAUCUCACGGGGUUUGGACCCGGCGUUGAGUUCGUGCCUCGGGCCCCUCCUGGAAGUGAAUUCACGCCUUCCCAAAACCUGGGUUAUGGAACCCCUGUUCCGUAUCCCAUGGAUAUCCAGUACGCCCCAGGACACCAUCUGUCGCAAGAGGUCAAGAACGAGGAGGGGGUGGUCUCUCCACGCCAGAGCAACGGCCUGGGAUCACCGUUGACAUCUUUAACACUUCCUCAUCAGCCCGCUGGGUUAGGUACACCACUGUUGCCAAAAUCAAACGGUGUCACGAAUGGGGGCAGCUGCUGCUGCGGCCCUAAAGAUGAAGGGCCGGAGUUGCAUUCGGGCAAUAUUCCACAACAGCAGCCACUGCAGUCAGAUUUCUCGCAGCAGUAUCUAGAGCAUUACGCACCUCCCGUAGAGCUAAAGCCGCAGCCCAUGCCCGCGCCCGCGCCAUUCGGCUACCCUACUAUCUUUACCUACCCAGCUCAGUAUGGAUCCUGGCAGCACCCGAUGGAACAGAGCACUUGGCAAGAGAUGUCCUCUCAGCCCAACAUGACAAUGGGGCCUCCGAUGUUGGCCGCUCCGAACGGAGCUGGGGCCGAUCACGGCAUGAGUCACGAGUGCACCUGCGGUGCCGGUUGUCAAUGCCUCGGGUGUUUGGCUCAUCCAUUCAAUGAUCAGACACUGCAGUAUGUCAACAAUGCCUACAACGAAACCAGCGCAAACGCGGGCGUUGGUAGCGGCAGCAGCGGGACGCCUACACGGAACGGAAACACGGCCCCCGCCUCUCCAGAUUCACAGGCAGCGAGCGACGGGUCGGCUGCGAAUAACGAGCAGUCUUUGUCGACGGCGGACUAUUUCUUCGUGAAUAUACCGCUCCGGAUGGAUAGCGGCUGUUUUGGGAGCAUGGAUUCUUGUCUUUGCGGCGACGAUUGCGACUGCAUUGGAUGUAGCUUGCAUAAUAAUGCUGACGACUAGCUCCUCCGACUUCGUCAGGAUAGGGCUUUACAACUUGGCGGCUGCGACAUGCGAGUUAAAGCACCUCUGAACCUCGAUGGUUUGGGGUGAUGUGGAGCGGUUGA
Lasiosphaeria miniovina is the source of this 1921-nucleotide messenger RNA. RefSeq lists its product as uncharacterized. The record is from RefSeq and is a predicted model, not a curated record. The coding region runs from base 381 to 1817 and encodes 478 amino acids. Gene Ontology annotation, molecular function: DNA-binding transcription factor activity, RNA polymerase II-specific; RNA polymerase II cis-regulatory region sequence-specific DNA binding; copper ion binding. The transcript is spliced from 2 exons. Gene Ontology annotation, biological process: intracellular copper ion homeostasis; intracellular iron ion homeostasis; positive regulation of transcription by RNA polymerase II. NCBI's taxonomy places the organism in Eukaryota, Fungi, Ascomycota, Sordariomycetes, Sordariales, Lasiosphaeriaceae. Gene Ontology annotation, cellular component: nucleus.